Naegleria lovaniensis is the source of this 1410-nucleotide messenger RNA. RefSeq lists its product as uncharacterized. Lineage: Eukaryota; Heterolobosea; Eutetramitea; Acrasida; Naegleriidae. The transcript is spliced from 2 exons. The record is from RefSeq and is a predicted model, not a curated record. Bases 1 to 1410 code for a protein of 469 amino acids.
AUGCUUCAAACAUUGUCCAACACAACAAGUUCCAGCAACAAUGGUUCCUCCCCAUCCACCUCUUCACACAUGAUGCCCUAUUUCAAUCCCAAGAAGCAGGUGCUUUCCAAGUGGUGCAACAGCCAUGUGAACAUGGGAGGUAUUUUAACAACCACCACCACCACUUCAAGCACGACUACUACUACUACAAGCACGAUGGCCUCCUCUUUCUCCACCACCACUAGUAGUAGUAGCAGUAGUGCAAUGAAUACUGCAAAUACUGCCGCCGCUGCUGCCACCACGAUGAAUAGUGGUAACCAAUUUUUGGUGAAUCACUCCUCUGGAACCUGGAAUGUUGAAUAUUUUGAUAACAAUUACUUUUAUAGUAAUAAUCUGAAAUUGAAUGUUGAUGUCGUGUUGACUCAUUCAAGAGAAGAUACUUCUUGUCUUGAGCCUUCCAUUGAUCCAUCCACAGGUCAAAACAAAGGCAUUGUACUUUAUUCUUCUCUGAGAUAUCAACUCAGACAUUGUUUGAAGCUAUCUCCAUCAUCCCCUAAAGAUCCAUGUUCUCUUCCUCCAUUGUUGUUCAUGAAAGUUGUAUUGAUUGGUGGAACUACUAAGGAGGAUAUUGGUGGAGUUAUUUCACCAAGCACUGAACAUCCUGUGAGUGUCACAGAAAGAGUAUUUGCUUCUGAGAAUCGUGUUCAAAUUGAAAAAGUUCAAUCCUACAAACAACUUGUGCACUUUAAGAUUUCACUUUAUGAUUUGAGAGAUUUGAACAAGGCCAUUUGUGAACUCAAAAGUGUUGAAUUCAAUGUCUUUGCAAGAAAGAAGCAAGAAAGUGCUCCAUCCUCCUCUUCAACCACUACCACCAACAACAACAACAACAGUGGUUCCCUCUCCCCAAAAACGACCAAAAAAACAAAAAAUCCUUCCACCAAGAGAAGUUUGACUUCAAGUGACGCCACUGCGAACAACAACAACACUGAAUCCUUGAAGCGUCAAAAAGCAUGCUUUGAUGGUAGCAUUUCCAAUAACCAAUGCUACAAUUCCAUUUCCUACUCCACUUCAGGUGUGAUGAAUGAUUUAUCAUUCGUCUCCGAUCACACUACCUCCUCACAUCUUCUAGUAUCUGCCAAUCAUUAUGCUGCACUCAAUACUUUGAUCAAUAUUGCACUUCCUUCUGCUCCUCAAAAAUGUAACCAUCAAGAGGAAGAAGAUGAUGACACUCCAAACCUCAAGAUUGAUGAUGGAGAAGAGGACUCCACCACAUCUUUAUCACCAUCUCCUCCAUCAUCACCACCAUCUAAUGAUGACAUUCUCCUUUCUCAAUUCUGUACCUUAUUGAAUGACAUGAUUCAAUCUGUCAAGAGUUUGAAUGAACAAGAUAGAACUACUGCUCUUCAAACAGCUAUGGUUGCUUUGAGAUAA